AUGCAACACGACCUUACGGAGGAGGCAAAUUCGACGCAGACGUCAGAAUUUCAAACAGAGAUACGUAUUGAUGCUUCUUCGUCCUCCAGCUUCGUUGCCACUGCCACUGGUGUGGAAUCUGCAGGCUCGGGCUCCAACAUAUUGCAGAGUGAAGCUAGUGAGCAGACCCCACAGUGUCAAGGUAGUCGUGACGUAAUCUCCGAUGCUGGACAGAGGGGAUCACAAGAAUCCGUUCCACGUGGGUCUCAUGUUCCGGCCCCAUCGGCACAGAACACAAACGGGAGGAGUUCGUUAGACGUGCAGAUUUGCUUUCCAGAUGACCACGAUAACCCACUUCUCACCGAGGCCCUUCAAGACCCUGGUACGGAAAGAGCUAAUCCGGUAGCAACUUUAAGGAAAUUUCAACGGAAUGCCUCAUCCGCUGUAUCACGGCAUCCUCGUGCACCAUCUGCGGGAAGUCGAGCAACAGCAGAUGCAUCAGCUGCCGAUUUUCACGUGCCUGCUGAUGGACAGUCGCAAGAAGGUGCUCCAUCCGUCGGAAACGAGCUAAGAACCGUAUCAUACUCUGCUCCUGCUGCUCCUGAGGCAAGGUCCUCAGGCACGGACACGCCGACUGCCCAGUCAAGUGCCGCUGCAGCGAUGCUACGGACGAAUGCCGCACGUGAAGCAGAACUGCAUUGGCAAGCUCAUCAACGCAACGCAGCAUCUCCCGAGUCCGCGAGUUCGCAUAUGACAAAGAGCGUAUCUCCUGCAGGAGUUGUCCGCAUUGGAGGUCGUAACCGCCGGAAACGCACAAAAUACGAUCUCGCCUACAAACAGAUGGAAGAGCUCGGCCCAUUUGAAGAAGAGGCGAAGUCUGUGGAUAAGACAAAGGUUGCUGGAAACAGCUUCGCCUUAGAGCUCUUGAAAAAUCCACAGCAGUAUUCUCAUGACGCGUGGGAGUACGGGUUUGCUUGGCCUGUUGGUGCUGAUUGCCGCCGCCUGUUGUUACGAAAGCUCCGAGGCGUCUUUUGGUCCAAUCCGGAGAAGUGGCAGCGCGUUCUGCAAGAACACAACCUGUACAGGAGAGAUUUAUUUACAUUUGCAACUGUCCAGGAACUGUUCAAGGUAACCCAUCUCAUGGGCGCUGAAGCGUGGGACUUUCUUCUGAAGUGCACGGCUCUUACACAGAAAUGCGAUGCUCUAACAAGCAAAGAACUUGAUGUUGGACGUGAAGAUGAACCAGGAAGCGUAAGCCCUCGUGGAACCAGCAAACAUGCACAUCACCUAUCAAGCAUGGAUGCAUGCAAGUCAGAAGAUGACGUACAUUCUCCACCGGACAAGAUGCUUGGCGCUGGUUUGCCUUCUUCAGCAUUUUUAAGGAAGCGGGUACCGCAGGCUGCGCGGGCUGACAGAGAUGCGAAUAAGCGCAGCCGUGGUCGCCCCCGAAAGAUUCCAGUCAGGGUUCAGAGAGCUGCGUCAGAACCUGAAGAUGCCUCUGAGGCCUCACCAACCAGGCACUUGCAUACUGGUUUGUCGACACCUACCAGUGAGGCGUUUCGGUGGCUUCCUGAGGCAGAGUCGUCAAAUUUUGCAGAAGGAUGCCGUUCGCCGUUUCACUCGGCAGUAGGAGAGAAGGAGAGCUCACCCCUUCAACCGGAAGAAGAUAAUAAUGCGGUUGGAGGAACUGACAUGCUCGAAACAAGCAUCAAUGAACAGAGGCGCUUACUCGCUUCUUUUAUGAGCACAGCUCCUCCAGUUACAUCCACUAAUGAUAGCUUCUGCCUUCCAGCUACGGGGAAGACUGCAACGUCGGCACCAGAGUUGCGACUUGCACUCGGGGGAAAACCCAGCAACAGCAUGCUUAUGCUAACGACCCACUAUGCGUUCAUGGCGCAGUUCAUGCAAUGUUGUAUGCUCGUGGAAGUUCAGCGGUCACUCUUGAGGAUUGCGGAGAAAUUCAAGACUGUCUGGCCCCCAAACAGAGACCUUCGAGAAAGCUCUUUCCAACCGGAUAGUGGAGGUAUGGACGCUGCAGCUCGUGCUUGCUUUGAUUCGCUUGUUCGCAGCAGCAACGUGCACAUGCAGUUCGUGCAGGUUAUUGUGGAGCAGCUGCAGAAACCGGCUAGCGGCGACCCGCAGCUGCAGAUUCAGCACAUGAGGGAUCGUUUGAUGUUCGCCUCCCCUGAACAAGCACCAGCUAUAGCAAGUGAAGUUAUAGAAGCUCUGCGGGAUAUGGCUCAGCAUACGGAGCAUCGCCCUAAUGGGCCUGCGGAAGGAUUAGAAAAAACGCGGAGAGCAGAUGACGGGGGUCCCCAGAGUAUGUCCUUUACUGCGAGCUGUUACGGUGUCUGA
Molecule: messenger RNA, 2334 nt
Organism: Eimeria mitis
Lineage: Eukaryota; Apicomplexa; Conoidasida; Eucoccidiorida; Eimeriidae
Source: RefSeq, a predicted model, not a curated record